AUGAACGGCUACGGCUCCCCCUACCUGUACAUGGGCGGCCCGGUAUCGCAGCCUCCGCGGGCGCCCUUGCAGCGCACCCCCAAGUGCGCGCGCUGCCGCAACCACGGCGUCCUGUCUUGGCUCAAGGGCCACAAGCGCUACUGCCGCUUCAAGGACUGCACCUGCGAGAAAUGCAUCCUCAUCAUCGAGCGGCAGCGGGUCAUGGCGGCGCAGGUGGCGCUGCGCAGGCAGCAGGCCAACGAGAGCCUGGAGAGCCUGCUCCCCGACUCGCUGCGCGCCCUGCCCGGGCCCGCGCCGUCUGCAGACGCCGCCGCCCCGCCCGCAGCGCCGCCCGGCCCGCAGCCCCGGCCCACAGCCGAGCUCGCCGCCGCCGCGCUGCGCUGGGCCGCCGAGUCCCAGCCCGCACCGCUCGCCAAGUCAGACCUGGCUGAAGACCAGCUUGGGGAGGGCAAUGCAGCAGACAACGCAGAGACCUUCAGUGAGAAAGACAGCUCUGACCAGAGGAGCUCCCCGGAUGUAGCAAAAGGCAAGAGCUGCUUCCCCCUGGAGGAGAGCCCCGAGAUCUUGCCUGUGGAUGAAGCUGGCUACACCCUGCACAAGAAUGGAGGUGGAGGUGGAGGUGGCGGUAGCAGCACGACAGAUGGGGCUCGCCCUGAUAGCCCCAAGUACCCUGGGGAGCAGAACCACCUGCUGAUCGAGGGCCCUUCAGGGACUGUGUCUCUGCCCUUCAGCCUGAAGGCCAACAGACCACCACUGGAAGUGCUGAAAAAGAUCUUCCCCAGCCAGAAGCCCACGGUGCUGGAGCUGAUCCUCAGGGGCUGCGGUGGGGACCUGGUGGGUGCAGUGGAGGUGCUCCUCUCCAGCCGUUCCUCCCUGUCCGCUGCUGCUGCAGACCGAGCCUCCUCCUCGGAGCCCGAAGGCCUUGUGCUGCCUCCCAACGGGCACCUCUUUGAACACACCCUGAGCUCCUACCCACUUUCUUCCUCCAAAUGGUCAGUAGGCUCAGCCUUCCGAGUUCCGGACACCCUGAGGUUUUCCGCUGACUCCAGUAAUGUGGUCCCUAACCCCCUGGCGGUGCCCCUGCAGCACCCUUUCCCCCAGCCGCCCCGGUACCCUCUGAUGCUGAGGAAUACUCUGGCCAGAAACCAGUCCAGCCCCUUUCUGCCCAAUGACGUCACACUGUGGAACACCAUGACGCUGCAGCAGCAGUACCAGCUGAGGUCCCAGUACGUCAGCCCCUUCCCCAGUAACUCUACUAGCGUCUUCCGCAGCUCGCCCGUGCUGCCCACCCGACCUCCCGAAGACCCCCGCAUCUCCAUCCCUGAGGAUGGCUGCCCCAUCGUGACCAAGCAGUCCAUUUACACCGAGGACGACUAUGACGAGAGGUCUGACUCGGCAGACUCUCGAAUACUCAACACUUCAUCUUGAAAUGGUGCUGGAGGGAUGGCGACCAGGUGACGUUUUCUGGGGCUUGCUCUCCCACCUCCCUCAAGCCCCCCUCAUACCUCCAACCCCAGGAGAGACCCCCUGGCCCUGUGUCCACACCCUUUCUUUCUGUUUGACAAAGUGACUAUGCUUGAUUCUGUCCAUUAGCAAUAAAACAUAACUUAUUUAAUUUCUUGCACUUCACUGGGAAAUGCCAAAUAGCUCAGCUCUGUGGCUUUAGUGCUGAAUGUUUAUUGUACAGAAGUCUCUUGCUAAGAAUAGUCUGGGGGAAAGUUGGGUCCUGUAUUUGGGGAUGUAGAGCUGAAGGUCAGCCUUGCUCCUAAACUCAACUUGGAAUGUUCAGUAAAAUAGUAUAUACUUGAAUGCAGUUCUGUAAAAGAGGAUGCCUCAGGACCCGUGAAUCCUAACAGAAGUGGUGUAGCUGAGUGGACUCUAAAACAGGGAUGUUAUACUCUUACUUGGGAAGAACCCAUUUUGCAUUUUUAAGAGAGACUGCACUUGAGGCUAGAGUGCACUGCUCACACGCUUACUUAAGCUUGGACAGUUUUCAGAGACAAACUCCAUUAAGAACUAUUCUUUUCACAUGGCUGAAUCGAAACGUGUAAUGUCAAUGUAAAACCAAUCACAGCUGUGAACUGCAUGAAAUGUAUUGUGAAAUGAACACAAGAUUAAGCUUUGUCAGGUUAAUGUAGCAUGCUAAGGACUCU
This is a messenger RNA of Erinaceus europaeus (western European hedgehog), 2153 nucleotides long. RefSeq names its product doublesex and mab-3 related transcription factor 3 (gene DMRT3). NCBI's taxonomy places the organism in Eukaryota, Metazoa, Chordata, Mammalia, Eulipotyphla, Erinaceidae. The transcript has 2 exons. Gene Ontology annotation, biological process: male sex differentiation; regulation of transcription by RNA polymerase II. Gene Ontology annotation, cellular component: nucleus. Gene Ontology annotation, molecular function: protein binding; RNA polymerase II cis-regulatory region sequence-specific DNA binding; DNA-binding transcription factor activity, RNA polymerase II-specific. Bases 1 to 1428 code for a protein of 475 amino acids. The record is from RefSeq and is a predicted model, not a curated record.